AGGAAGAUCCCAGGAAGGAAAAUGUGCUGGAGACCCCUGUGCCAGUUCCUCUGGCUUUGGUCCUAUCUGUCCUAUGUUCAAGCUGUGCCUAUCCAGAAAGUCCAGGAUGACACCAAGACCCUCAUCAAGACCAUUGUCACCAGGAUCAAUGACAUUUCACACACGCAGUCGGUAUCCGCCAAGCAGAGGGUCACUGGUUUGGACUUCAUUCCUGGGCUCCACCCCAUUCUGAGUUUAUCCAAGAUGGACCAGACUCUCGCGGUCUACCAGCAGAUCCUCACCAGUCUGCCUUCCCGAAACGUGGUGCAAAUAUCCAACGACCUGGAGAACCUCCGAGACCUCCUCCAUCUGCUGGCCUCCUCCAAGAGCUGCUCCCUGCCUCAGACCAGUGACAUGCAGAAGCUGGAGAGCCUGGGCGGUGUCCUGGAAGCCUCACUCUAUUCCACAGAGGUGGUGGCUCUGAGCAGGCUGCAGGGUUCUCUGCAGGACAUUCUGCGACAGUUGGACCUUAGCCCUGAAUGCUGAGGUUUCAAGGACCAUGCUGAGGGAAGAAACCUGGGCUUCCAGGUAUCUCGGGGAGAAGAGAGCCCUGUGUACACAUCCCUCAUCCAUGUGUGCACAUCCUUCAUCCAGGACUCUGCCCACGUCUCUCACUCUUCUAGGCCACCCUUCCAAAGGCAUGACUCCACAACGCUUGACUAAAGAUAUACACACGAUUCCAUGAGCACUAGGAGCGGCCAGUCUGCAGAGGUGACCCUCAUUCGGUUCUUCAGAAAGCAUAGAUAAGAACCGUCCCGCCCCCUCCCUGUACCUGCUUCACUGUGGCCCAGGGGACGAGAGGAAGGUGGGGGGGGGGUUCGAACCUUUGGAUUGUCUCAGAGUCUCUGGGGAGCACCAUGAAGGCUGCAUCCACACACAGCUGGAAACUCCCAAGCAGCACACGUUAUUUA
Myodes glareolus (Bank vole) is the source of this 950-nucleotide messenger RNA. RefSeq names its product leptin (gene Lep). Gene Ontology annotation, biological process: negative regulation of appetite by leptin-mediated signaling pathway; positive regulation of p38MAPK cascade; activation of protein kinase C activity. Gene Ontology annotation, molecular function: hormone activity; peptide hormone receptor binding. Gene Ontology annotation, cellular component: extracellular region. Lineage: Eukaryota; Metazoa; Chordata; Mammalia; Rodentia; Cricetidae. The record is from RefSeq and is a predicted model, not a curated record.